Myotis brandtii (Brandt's bat) is the source of this 1932-nucleotide messenger RNA. RefSeq names its product heparan sulfate (glucosamine) 3-O-sulfotransferase 4 (gene HS3ST4). Bases 149 to 778 code for a protein of 209 amino acids. Lineage: Eukaryota; Metazoa; Chordata; Mammalia; Chiroptera; Vespertilionidae. The record is from RefSeq and is a predicted model, not a curated record. The transcript is spliced from 2 exons. Gene Ontology annotation, molecular function: [heparan sulfate]-glucosamine 3-sulfotransferase activity.
CCAGGCGCUGAUCAUCGGGGUCAAGAAAGGCGGAACCCGCGCGCUGCUGGAGGCGAUCCGCGUGCACCCGGACGUGCGGGCGGUGGGCGUAGAGCCGCACUUCUUCGACAGGAACUACGAGAAGGGCUUGGAGUGGUACAGGAAUGUGAUGCCUAAGACCGUGGACGGGCAGAUAACCAUGGAGAAGACGCCGAGUUACUUUGUGACAAAUGAGGCCCCCAAGCGCAUCCACUCCAUGGCCAAGGACAUCAAACUGAUCGUGGUGGUGAGAAACCCUGUGACCAGGGCCAUCUCUGACUACACCCAGACCCUGUCCAAGAAGCCCGAGAUCCCCACCUUCGAGGUGUUGGCCUUCAAAAACCGGACCCUGGGGCUGAUCGAUGCCUCCUGGAGUGCCAUUCGCAUAGGGCUGUACGCGCUGCACCUGGAGAACUGGCUGCAGUUCUUCCCCCUCUCCCAGAUCCUCUUCGUCAGCGGGGAGCGGCUCAUCGUGGACCCCGCCGGGGAAAUGGCCAAAGUACAGGAUUUUCUAGGCCUCACGCGUGUUGUGACUGAGAAGCAUUUCUAUUUCAAUAAGACCAAGGGGUUCCCUUGCCUCAAGAAGCCAGAAGACAGCGGCGCCCCCAGGUGCUUAGGCAAGAGCAAAGGUCGGACUCAUCCUCGUAUUGACCCGGAUGUGAUCCACAGACUGCGGAAAUUCUACAAGCCCUUCAACGUGAUGUUUUACCAAAUGACUGGUCAAGAUUUCCAGUGGGAGCAGGAAGAGGUUGACAAAUAAGGCUAGAGAUGUGAGGGAAAGCUAGGGAGCAGCUGAGGAGACCCCUUACCUGAGUCCCAAAUCCCCAGGGUCGCAGCCUCAGCCUUGUUGGAGUGUCACUUAGGUCUCCCCCAUCUUCCAGCUGGGAUCGCUUCCCUACAGAGCAGCCAGGCCUGCCUGGGCAGCAGCAUCUGGUUGACCAGAUGGCCACCAGGAUCUACUGCUAAUUCUUGUCUUCUACAGGUGAAUAGAGUCUGAAGACAGGAUUGAAUAGCUGUCCAGGUCAGAGACAGUGCCAUGAAUAUUUGUUUAAGUGAAACAAAGAAAGGCAGGUCUAUUUUUGGGGCUCUCACUUUGCUUUGGGAAGCCUGAGUUCUAGCCCUGUGUCUGGCCCAGGCCUUGCUGUAUGAACCCUGCUCUGGAAUCUCUCUGAAAUGCUAAUUGUGGCUGAGUGCUCCAGGACUCCUAGGGAAGGGGCCUCGGCCAAGGUGUCUCUGGCCUUCCUGAAAGAUCUCAUUCCACAACCCUGUGACUUCCUCCCUCCACACCUUACAAAGGGAGGGGCAUGCACAUUCCUUACCCAAAAACGCUGACUCCCCUGGAAACCUUCCUUCUAAGAGUCCUCCAAGGCGGGCUGGGUCUCUCUCUUCAUGAGCACCCAGGGCGCUGGAGCUCAGCUCCUGCCCUCGUGUUAGAUUCAGCCCCUGGACUGCUCUUCUAGCAGCGAAGCUCAGAGCCCUGAGCUUGGUAGAGGUGAAUGCCAUCUCUGGGAGCGAAAAAAGACAGCCAGUCCUCUGGGGGGGAGGUCUCCACACCUACAGACCCUCUCCCCAAGCACCCUGGUUCUGAAACAUGCUUUUGGGGUGGGCUCUGUCCCUCAGGGUCCCCAGAAGGGCAAGGACCAGAAAGUUGGCAUGUCUUAUGUUCUGAAUAACCCUUAGCCACACAGUGAACAGGGUACCAGUCACCAUCGUCUAUUUGCCCCACCAUCUGCCCUCAUGGUCAUCUCCUGCUUCAUUUGCUCUGUUCACAGACAGCACAUUUUGGGGAGUGACAAGAGGGCUGACUCCACUUGCCACAUCGGUUUAUGGGGUGGGGGGAGCAAGGGCUGUCUGGGACACCCCCCUUCGAGGGCUACUGAUUAAAGUAUCCCUUCCCAUUAGUCGUGUUUGAUU